UCAUGCUGCUGCCAGGUCCAGAGUCUCUCAUGGGUCCCUGUACGGCCUCCCAUUGCUGCUGUCUCCAUCGCCACACUCUGCCAUGUGCCACUUUCAGGUCUCCUCACACUGCUGGUGUGUUGAAUUUUUUUGACAUAGGGUGCUGGCAGAUUACGGGCCUCCCAUAGCUGCUGCCAGGCCCCUAAUCUGCCAUGGGCCCCUAUAUACCGCCUCCUCAUGCUGCUGCCAAGUCCAGAGUCUCUCAUGGGUCCCUGUACGGCCUCCCAUUGCUGCUGUCUCCAUCGCCACACUCUGCCAUGUGCCA
Staurois parvus is the source of this 304-nucleotide messenger RNA. Lineage: Eukaryota; Metazoa; Chordata; Amphibia; Anura; Ranidae. The record is from the annotation of a GenBank genome assembly.